Larimichthys crocea (large yellow croaker) is the source of this 1688-nucleotide messenger RNA. It is a transcript of the gene cdk2, whose product is annotated as cyclin dependent kinase 2. The record is from RefSeq and is a predicted model, not a curated record. Gene Ontology annotation, molecular function: cyclin binding; cyclin-dependent protein serine/threonine kinase activity; ATP binding. NCBI's taxonomy places the organism in Eukaryota, Metazoa, Chordata, Actinopteri, Sciaenidae. The transcript has 7 exons. The coding region runs from base 365 to 1261 and encodes 298 amino acids. Gene Ontology annotation, cellular component: cyclin-dependent protein kinase holoenzyme complex; cytoplasm; nucleus. Gene Ontology annotation, biological process: G1/S transition of mitotic cell cycle; signal transduction; regulation of gene expression.
UGAGGAAUAAAAACGAGCGCUCCUGGUUGAGGGUAACGCGGGAAACUGACGCUGUGUCGGUUCACUGUGUUUUCUCUCACAGACACCCGCCACGCCAACCUUCAUCACUACCGGAGCCAGAGCCGGAGCUCACCGCGUGUAGCUGCUUCUGUCUGACCGGAGACGGUGUGUCCUCGUCGGGCUCGGGCUCGUGGUUGCACCCGGUGAAGGAGGAGGUCGUUGAUUAUAUGUCUGUCCCCGCGCUGCUCGUUAACGCCCGACCCCGUUAGCUCACACACACAAAGAGGCUUGCUAAGAAGCUAAAACAAGCAGCUUUUACUUUGUUAUUAUUUAAAAAACAACAACAACAACAACAACAAAAAAGAUGGAUACGUUUCAGAAGGUGGAGAAGAUCGGAGAGGGGACGUACGGAGUGGUUUACAAAGCCAAGAACAAAGUCACCGGAGAAACUGUCGCUCUCAAGAAGAUCCGGCUGGAGACGGAAACCGAGGGCGUACCGAGCACGGCCAUCCGAGAGAUUUCGCUCCUCAAAGAACUCAGUCACCCAAAUAUCGUCAAAUUGCGGGAUGUCAUCCACACCGAGAACAAGCUCUACCUUGUUUUUGAGUUCCUUCAUCAAGAUUUGAAAAAGUUCAUGGACUCCUCCUCGGUUACCGGUAUCCCGCUGCCUCUGGUUAAGAGUUACCUUUUCCAGCUCCUGCAAGGCCUGGCCUUCUGCCACUCCCACAGAGUUCUUCAUCGAGACCUGAAGCCCCAAAACCUCCUCAUCAACGCCCAGGGCGAGAUCAAGCUCGCCGACUUUGGUCUGGCGAGAGCCUUUGGGGUGCCUGUCCGCACAUACACACACGAGGUGGUGACACUUUGGUACAGAGCACCAGAAAUUCUCCUCGGCUGCAAAUAUUACUCCACAGCUGUCGACAUCUGGAGUCUGGGGUGCAUCUUUGCUGAAAUGAUCACCAGGAGGGCCCUAUUCCCCGGCGACUCAGAGAUCGAUCAGUUAUUCCGAAUCUUUCGUACCUUGGGCACGCCCGAUGAAACCGUCUGGCCGGGAGUCACGUCAAUGCCUGACUACAAGCCGUCUUUCCCCAAGUGGGCCCGACAGGAUUUAUCCAAAGUGGUGCCUCUUCUUGAUGAGGAUGGAAGAGAACUGCUCGGGGAGAUGCUGAAUUACGAUCCAAACAAAAGGUUAUCCGCCAAAAACGCUCUCGUACAUCGAUUCUUCCGUGACGUCACCAUGCCAAUCCCUCACCUGAGACUCUGAAUUAAGGGGGAAAGAAAUAACAGGCCGUUUUUUAAUGCCAACAAUGUCUAAGCAAUAAAGGACAUCUUCGCCCUCGCCUCAUGUCUGCGACUGGAAUGGACAGUGGAAGUGGACACUCCAGGAUAUGUUGGAUCAACUUCUAGACGAUAGAUGUCCCCAGACAUUUGCUGUUUUUUCAGCCAGGAUGUUAUAAUAGAUUUAAACGUUUAACUUGUAAUUUUCAAUAUCAUUAUUUUUUUGCAUAUUUAUGUGCAAACUGCCAUUUUUGAUGUAAAUGUUAUUUUGUUAUUGGGACGGUCCUCCGACUGAGCACAGGUCAGAUACACAGUUCUAGUUAUCUGCCAUUUAGAUGUAUCAAUUUGAACAGCAUGUCUGCUUUAGGAAGUCCAAAUUCAAGUAGUUCAGUAGUUAGUUAGAAUUAAAUAUG